CACGAAGCAACCACACGUCUCGCGACUUCUCGAGUUCAUCGUUUUGUGUAUCGAAAAACCUCCAAAAAAAGGACGAAAGAUCUCUCAAAAUUAAUAAAUCAUUAUAUUUUUGCUGACAAAAUUUUGAUAUUAAUUUUACGACUUUAAUUAGGAUCAUUGCAAUGUUGAAGCGACGAGGAUAUAGAUUGUAUUAUAAGUAAACGGACACAGAAGAACUAAUGUCGGCUCUUCUAGAUGUAUGCGGAAAUGAUACUGGUUCACCAUCGAUAUCGAAGGCUGACGAUAAUUUAUCCAAUAGUGACGGGCCUCUGAUUAAAGGCCUUAUUCGUCAAAAUAGUUGCGGCAGCGUACAUGCACGGACAAUCGGCUCUUCAUACGGUAUGUCAUCGUCGAGCGAAAAACCUACGAAGAAACGUUACUGUCUUUGGACAUUGACUCUAGUACUGGCGAUAAUCGGCCUCUGCAAUCUUUUUCUGAAUAUCACUGUCAUUGCUGUUUUGCGAAUUAGCCAGGGGAUGGAGGCCAUGGAAGUAAUUCCAGAUGAAAAUCUUGUCAAAUUUUACGGAAAAACCGACUUGGACAAGAUAUCCCUGCAAUCCGGUAUCUGCCAGAGUUACGGCGACGAGCCGAUGGAGGUAUCCGGCGACGAAGCUGGAGUGCAGGUCGACAUAGAGGGCCAUGGACGAACCACUCACGAGACACAUCCACGCUCAAAGCUAAGUGUCUUAGCGAACGGCACCAUCAUGACACAGGUGGAGUCAUUCGAGGUGAAAGAUCCGCGAAUCGGCGCGACCUACUUCACCACCGAUUUUCCAAACUUCGGCCUGCCGAACGGUGUCGAGACGAUCGAUGUAAGGAUUGCGGAGACUUAUCGGAUCACUUCACCGGUCAAUGAGAGUCUUGCAAUAAAGUCCGAUAAUCAGAUCUCAAUGCACGGCGCGGAAGGUGUGCGUAUAGAGAGCAAGGACAUCAUAUGGAGUGCCGAUCUAGAUGUCUCUCUAAAAAGUGUAAACGGUAGCGUCGUGUUGGAUGCCAAGGACGGUGUUUCCAUCAACGUGGAGAAUAUUCCAGUUGCUCCCAUGUUCUUGCAGAGUCCCAUUGGGAUUCACGAGCAGUACAAAGUUUGCGUGUGUAUGCCGCAGGGCAAGCUCUUUAAGAUACCGAUCCGGCCAGGCGCGAGUUCUCGUAUCGCCAAUUGUGCGCGAGUCGCCAGGACCCCCGAAAACGAUCCAUGUCUGCAUUGAAUCCUAAGUACAGAC
This is a messenger RNA of Camponotus floridanus (Florida carpenter ant), 1259 nucleotides long. RefSeq lists its product as uncharacterized. The record is from RefSeq and is a predicted model, not a curated record. Gene Ontology annotation, cellular component: sarcoglycan complex; sarcolemma. Gene Ontology annotation, biological process: muscle organ development. NCBI's taxonomy places the organism in Eukaryota, Metazoa, Arthropoda, Insecta, Hymenoptera, Formicidae. The coding region runs from base 219 to 1244 and encodes 341 amino acids. The transcript has 4 exons.